AUGGGCUCCGAAUCUCCGCAAUUCGUAUACAAGAUCCUGCCCGACGCCCCGAUCGAACCCUUGCCCGGCCUGCUACCCUUGUCUGAGCUGGACGCCAAAGAUGGGUUCGUUCAUCUAAGCACCGCAACCCAGGUCCCCCAAACAGCAGACUUGUUUUUUGCCGAGCACACAAAGCUUUGGGUCGUCAAGCUGGAGCUCUCCAAACUAUCAGAUCCCGUCAAGUUUGAGAACGGCUUCCCUCACCUGUAUGGCAACUUUGGUGCCCUUGAAAUUGACUCGAUAUCGCGCUUUGAGCGCAAUCAAGAGCAGACAUGGGCCGACAGCAUGGGAACCUCGUCUUGGCUCGAGUAA
Beauveria bassiana ARSEF 2860 is the source of this 351-nucleotide messenger RNA. RefSeq names its product mll5682 protein. Bases 1 to 351 code for a protein of 116 amino acids. The transcript has 2 exons. NCBI's taxonomy places the organism in Eukaryota, Fungi, Ascomycota, Sordariomycetes, Hypocreales, Cordycipitaceae. The record is from RefSeq and is a predicted model, not a curated record.